CCUCCUCCCGCUGCGCCGCCGCCCAUGGCGACAGAAGCAAUCUCUUCUUCCUCGCUCUGGUCAGACGGCCUCCUGCCGGAGCUCGCGGGCCUCGUCCUAUGCCGCCUGCCCUCCCUCGCCGACCGCGCCCGCUUCGGCGCCGUGUGCCGCCGCUGGAGUCUCGCCGCGCAGCGGCAGGCACCGACGCUGCCUCCGGCGCUCCCCUGGAUCUGCCCCUUCCCCAGGCAAGUCUUUCAAAGCUUCCCAGACGGCGAAUCGCACAACCUAGGAUCCAGCCAACCAACCGCAAGCCUGUUAUGUUGCGGUUUAUCGGAGAACUGGUUGCUGUUCAUGAAUACCGGGAGGUGCGUCCAUGUCCAACAACCCAGCAGAUUCUUGAAGAAUCCUCUAAACGGAGCUACCAUACCGCUGCCACACAAAUUUGGCCCAGCUUACGAUGUUAGGUCUGACUUAAUAUCCAUCCGGAAGUUCAUCGUAAGCUCGGACGUCGACGGCCUUAUCGUCGCCAUGACCCAAAGAGGCCUCACAGGCCUCACUCCUUCUCAUGGUCGUGGUGGUCAACAUACUGCUUGCUGCCGCCCUGGUAUGUCCGUUUGGUCAAUAGCUGCAAACCCCGGGUACGAAGACAUUGCCUUCCACCAUGGAAUUAUCUAUGGUGUCACCAGAAAAGGAGGCCUCUACGCGCACAAUAUCAGUGAGGAUCGUGGCACCGGAGAGCCGGUGGUUUCUAAGGCCAAGCAAGUGAUUAUGAGUGUGACACCAGCCGGUUUGAUCUUACCAUGAAGCAGUUAUUCCUUGUAGUCUCUCGUGAUAACUUGCUGUUGGUCAAAUGGAACGACACUAAGAGUAGCUAUGGUCGGAUCUCUGGAGCCUCUGCAUUCGAGGUAUUUAAAGCGGAUUUGGAGAUGUCUCGGUGGUAGAGGUAUCAAGUCUGGGUGAUCAAGUAUUAUUUGUUAGCGAAAGGUGCUCCAAGGCCGUCUCUGCAUCCCGCCAUGGCAAUUAUUUGUGUGGGAAUCAUAUAUAUUUCAUGGAUUAUGUAACCCGUUCUUCUUCAAAUAUGUGGCAUUUAUGACUUAAGGAAUAGCAUAUGUCAUCUGACUCUCACUCUAGAGCGCAGCAGUUUUACACCAACAUGGCUCUUUCCACACAAGUGAAAGAGGAGGAUUGUCUUUUCACAACAGAAAGUUGGUGGAUCUAUGCAUGCAUGAUGAAAUUUUUUGUACGUA
Molecule: messenger RNA, 1226 nt
Organism: Brachypodium distachyon (stiff brome)
Lineage: Eukaryota; Viridiplantae; Streptophyta; Magnoliopsida; Poales; Poaceae
Exons: 1
Coding region: 25-783 (252 amino acids)
Source: RefSeq, a predicted model, not a curated record